AUGGCUACUUCCACCGACGAUACCACGCCUCUUGACCCAGAUCGACAACAUGAAGGGAGCCCAGAUCAAUCAUAUCAGACAUUUAACCAGACGCAUUUAUUGUCGGGCACGCAGAGAUGCCCUUCAGUCAACGACGAGGAAGAAUCAAUCGAUUGCACCAGCACGAAAUACACCAGUGGAAAAUUAUUGGGUAGUGUUGGCAGCAUUAUCGUGGUUCUUUUAUUUGGUGAAUUCGUUUCUAAUGCGGACUCGACAAUUGUGAUGGCCGCCGCAGGUUCGAUUUCGUCUGGAUUCAACAGGUUACAGGAUGCAAGCUGGUUGGCUACGUCUUUUGCACUGGGUGCUGGCGCUGUACAGUUGAUUUACGGCAAACUCAGCAUUAUAUAUGGCCGCAAGCCGGUUCUUCUGGCGUCGUAUUUUCUUCUUGCGUUGGGUUGUGUUAUUUGUGGUAUCGCACCCACGAUGUCAAUUGUCAUCAUUGGGCGCGUUAUCAGUGGCAUGGGCGGGGCGGGAAUAAUGACCAUGGGCUCAAUAAUCAUCUUGGAUGUCGUUCCUAAAAGGGAUUUCGCCAGUUGGAGAGCAGUUGUCAAUAUUUCCAUGACCCUGGGCCGUAGCAUCGGCGGCCCUAUAGGAGGAUGGCUCACAGAUACCGUUGGAUGGCGAUGGGUUUUCCUUUCUCAAGCCCCUCUACUUGGAUUUGCCGCAAUUAUUGUGAUCAUUUUCCUAAGACUUGCACCCCGUUCAGACACCGUGGAAGGGGAUCUCCGACCCUCAGUUCGCCGAAUUGACAUCCUAGGAGCCAUACUCUUAGCCAGCAGUGUCGUUUCAUUUACCCUUCUCAUUGAUCGCGGCGGAAACGUCUUCGCCUGGUCGUCUAAAUAUGCUCUCAUGCUUGCAGUUUCCGGGCUUUCUUUUCUUGCAGCAUUCGCCUACUAUGAGAGCUAUAUGGCAUCAGAGCCAAUCUUCGGCUUACGAAUCCUUCGUCUUCCCAACGUUUCAAUGUGCUAUCUCAUCAGCGUCCUGCAGACUGCAGCUCAGUCAAGUAUGAUGUUUACUAUACCACUGUAUUUUCAGGUCACUGCGGACGCCCCAACGACCGUUGCUGGCGCACACCUUGUUCCAGCAGUACUGGGCAAUGCAAUCGGUGGGUUGGUAGCAGGAUGGUUCAUUCGACGUACCGGCUACUACAAGCUGGUACUUUUUGUGGCAGGAAUUGUGGCAUCUAUUACCUACCUUUUGCUCUAUUUGUUCUGGGACGGUAAUACCACACCGUGGCAGUCACUGUUCAUCGUUCCUAGUGGAAUAGGUACCGCAUUCGCAUCUGCUGCCUCGUUUGUUGCCAUGGCAGCUUUCUUGGAUCCCGAGGAGAUCAUAAUGGCAACUGGUGGAUAUGUGCUCCUGUUCAGCAUUGCAAUGACCGCUGGUGUAACUACUUCAAACUCAAUACUAAUGACUACAUUUAAAAAGCAGAUGCUGAAAGAUCUCAAAGUUCCAAAUGCAGAGGAGAUCAUCCGUGGCUCUUUAGCCAAUACUUACUACAUCUCGGGUCUUACGGGAGAGAUUCGACAUAUAGUUGUGAGGAGCUAUGUAGCCGGACUGCGACACACAUACCUUUUGUCGCUCGCCCUUUCACUUGGGGGAUCGGUCCUGGGCUUCACAAUUCGCAACCACAAGCUCUAA
Penicillium canescens is the source of this 1680-nucleotide messenger RNA. RefSeq names its product tetracycline-efflux transporter. Gene Ontology annotation, cellular component: fungal-type vacuole membrane. NCBI's taxonomy places the organism in Eukaryota, Fungi, Ascomycota, Eurotiomycetes, Eurotiales, Aspergillaceae. The record is from RefSeq and is a predicted model, not a curated record. The transcript has 8 exons. The coding region runs from base 1 to 1680 and encodes 559 amino acids. Gene Ontology annotation, molecular function: basic amino acid transmembrane transporter activity. Gene Ontology annotation, biological process: basic amino acid transport; transmembrane transport.